UCAUUUUAAGAUAUUGUAUAUUUUAUUGGACGUGGCCACUCCUCCUGGUGAUGCUACUCUUGCUCGUCAGUAUUGUAAAAGUUUUCACUUGGACUGUAUUGAUCUAGCGGUCAUGAUCUGGAACAUAGACCACGGGACUGUACCACAAAACAUUACUGAUACAAGAUUGAUCCAGUUUGAAUCAAUUUUUGAACUAGCUGUUUUGCGUCUCUUAUCCGAAGGUAUGGUAUCGGGGGCCAUUGGUUACCUCUUUGAGUGUAAAGAUGAUACCUACCCUCACCUCCGGAUUAGGGCCUAUACUGCUGGGGGUAACGUCACUAGAGCUUCAAGAAUACUGGAGUCGUCCGGUGAUUCUGAUAAUUAUGGGAUGCUAUUGGAAUGUUUUGUCAACAGUUGUCUCAGUCAUUCUUCCGAACAUGGACUAAAACUUGUACGGAUGCAACUACAUGACAAGCUAUUGGAUGACGUGUGUGGUGCAUUAAGUGAGAUUGGUAGCGGCUGUGCUGUUCAUCUUGCGCUGUGUCUUCUGCUUAAUCAUCGACGCCAUGUUGAAGCCAUUAGUCUGGCAAAGGAGAAUGAAAAGACGUGUUCAUUGGCUAGUUCUUUAGCUAAUUCUCAAUUGCUCCAACCAUCACUGGCUACGAUGUGCUCAGACGAACUGAUGAAGAACACUAGAGAAGAACAAACUGGAGCAUGCGGUGGUAGUGGUCCUGAGCCUUUCUCUUCAGUUCUUGUUAAAUCAGCUCAACAUCAUUUCACAUCUCAAGCUGACAUACUCCUGGCACUGACUGAGAAGAGAAUCAAUGAUGAUGAUGCACAGUAAUUUAUUAUUAUAAUAAUUUCUGUCCUUAUCAUUAUCAUU
Molecule: messenger RNA, 862 nt
Organism: Amphimedon queenslandica
Lineage: Eukaryota; Metazoa; Porifera; Demospongiae; Haplosclerida; Niphatidae
Exons: 7
Coding region: 113-823 (236 amino acids)
Source: RefSeq, a predicted model, not a curated record